Molecule: messenger RNA, 4525 nt
Organism: Megachile rotundata (alfalfa leafcutting bee)
Lineage: Eukaryota; Metazoa; Arthropoda; Insecta; Hymenoptera; Megachilidae
Gene: PolI
Product: DNA polymerase iota
Biological process (GO): translesion synthesis
Molecular function (GO): damaged DNA binding; DNA-directed DNA polymerase activity
Source: RefSeq, a predicted model, not a curated record
ACAUACAUCCGUACAUACGAAGAUACGUAUGACAAUUCAAAAACAUGGCUACCAUGUGAAAAAUAAAUUAGUUACACUACAGUUUAUAAACAAGUUUCUAUUUAGUUUUUACGAUAAUUUUGUUUCGUGCUACCGACGAAACUGAUCUGCCGUGAGAAAAACACAGUUCUUCGAUGAAACUUGCAAGAGGUUGGCGCGGUUUUCGCAAGUGAAACAUUCGUUUCAUCACUGUAAUAGUUACAGCUACAUUUUAAUAUCUAUUCAGUAAUCUAACGGAUUUCUAGAGAAUAAAAGUACAUCUACGUGUUAGCGUUCUACAUGGUUGUGAAACAACAUACAUAGUUUUCGAGCGAAUAUUAAAUAAUGGUAACCUUACUUUACAAUCUAGAGAAAGUUAGAACAAGUAACACAGAAAAAUAAUACUUGCAAUACGUACACUUUGUACCAAUCAGUCCAAGAAUUAAAGAUGUGAACUAGUUUCACGAUUAUAAACUGUUAUGUAUAACCUAAAAGAAGCAGACUGUUCGAUGUUUUGACUGUUCAACUUAACCUAUUUUCUAGACAUAUAUGUGUACAGUUAUACAUAUCGGCAAGUAAACAACUAUAUAUUCAGAAUUUAUAAAAAUUUCUGUUAAGGUUGUUAACUGAUGGAGAAGAAAUUAUACUUUUCAAGUUUUGAAAUUGACAUUUGUAUUGAAGAAUAAAUUUAUACCAAAUCAGUUUUAUAAGAAGACUGUAUUAUGUUAAAACAUUAAAUAAAGCAACUCAUGCGAGGAAGUUUCUAUGCAUAAUAUUGUACUAUACAAUUCAUAAAUUGACCUCAAUGGAUUCCGCUGAUUUUGAUGCAAUUAUACGACAUCCAAGAACUAUCAUUCACAUAGAUGUUGAUUGUUUCUAUGCUCAAGUGGAGAUGUUAAGACAUCCAGAAUUUGAAGGUAAACCUUUGGGAGUACAACAAAAGAAUAUAGUAGUAACCAGCAACUAUUUGGCACGUGAAUACGGUAUCAAAAAGUGUAUGUCGGUUCAAGAAGCUUUAAAGUUAUGUCCAGGUUUGAACUUAGUAAAUGGCGAAGACUUAACAAAUUAUCGUCACUUUUCUGACAAAAUCCUGGAAGUAUUACAUCAGUUUACUCCGUUAGUUGAAAGAUUGGGUUUUGAUGAUAACUUUCUGGAUGCAACAUCCCUUGUACAGAAAUACAUGAAUCCUGGUAAUGAGUCUGACUUAAAUAUGAGUAUUUCCAUGGAAGAUGAAACUCCAAUUGGUGAAGUGUUUGGUUCAGUCGAAGAAGAAUGUCCAUGCGGUUGCCAUGCUAGACUGAUCAUUGCAACCAAAAUUGCUGCAGAAAUAAGACAACGGAUUCACAAAGAGUUACAUGUCACUUGCAGUGCAGGAAUAGCACAUAAUAAACUCCUAGCAAAGUUAGUAGGAUCGUUGCAUAAACCAAACCAGCAAACAUUGAUAUUUCCAUGCAACGCACCCGCGUUAUUGUCGUCGAUAGGAUCCGUGUCCAAAAUACCGGGCGUUGGCCAAAAGACUACGCAACUGUUGUUGUCUAAUAACAUAAAAACAGUGGAUGAUUUGCGUAAAACUCCUUUGGAAACUUUGGAAGGAAAGAUUGGUGUCGACCUUGCAAGAAAAUUGAAAGACAAUGCCGAAGGAGUUGAUGAAACCGUUGUGAAACCAACAGGAAAGAAACAGUCCAUAGGAUUGGAAGAUGGUUUUAAAAGCGUCUCUUUGGUAGCCGAAGUGGAAUCACGACUAGGAGUUCUUCUAAGAAGGUUGACAGAGUUGGCCAUGGAAGAUGGAAGGAUUCCAGUGGCUAUGAGAUUAACGGUCAGGAAACACGAUUUCAACAAACCAUCUUCCGGUAAAAGGGAAACUCGACAGUGUGCUUUACCGAAACAUCUGUUGCCGUCUUCGAAAUCUGGCAUUUACGACCACGCUAAAAUGUUGGCGCUAGCGAUGAAACUCUUUCAUCGCACCGUCGACGUUUCUAAGCCAUUCCAUUUAACUCUUUUGGGAGUUGCUUUCACGAAGUUCGAGGAGAGAUCUUCUGGAAAGAAUAGUAUUACGUCUUUUCUACGAAAACAGGUAGCCGUUCAAUCCGUCUUAGACAUAAGUUCAGAGGAAGGUGUAUCCGAUAUUAGUCUGGGAUCGCCGAUGAGUACAAAUCAAGAUAGUAACGAUGGUUCUGCAAUGAGCACCACCUCGUCCCCAAUCUCGAAACCUGUAGGUGCUAAUAAUCAGAGCGCGGACGAUGAUAUACUGAACGAAAUAGAACCUCUGCCGAAGAAGACCAGGCUGGAAGUGUGGUUAAGCGGGCGCAGAGAAUCUCCAAGCAACGAAAUGGCGGAUCUCAGACUGAGUCCUUCGUCACCCAUGCAGUUAUCGCCGAAAAUCGAUGCGGCCGUUCUUAAAUCCUUACCCAUUGACAUACAGAGAGAAGUGACACGUCCGUGGCCGACAACUAGUAAACCAAAACCGAAUAAUAUAUUGAAAUACUUCAUAGCCAAUAAGUGACGGAUUUACUGUGGCCUAGAAUUAUAAUACAGCCAUCUUUCUGUACACACUUCUACAGCUACAAUAUUGGAUGGCAGCACCAUGUGAUAUUAUGAAUUUAAGUUACUAAUACUUUUAAAUUAAUUCGCAAUUUCUGGGUAUUCAAACAUUUUCUGUAUACACAUAUUUUCUAUAUAGCAUUUAUAAUAUAUUAAACGAAUGUUGAUAAAAAGGAAAUUCAUCGUAUGAUUUUGGCCGCUUUAAUCAAUUGAUUCGUACGAAUGUAUACAAUUAUCGUCGCUAUUUAUUUAUUUUAACUAAUCAGAAAAUUGUUUAGAAUGAACGAAGUUACCUUGCAUUUAAAGUAAGACGAAAAUAAUCAAAUGAACGAUGUAAAUUGAGUGUUGACGAAAAGUAUUGUUCUUCUUUUCCUUUUUUUAAGUAUCAUCUUUCAUUAUAAGUCGACGAAGCAAAUUUUUAUGUAAGUUUCGCUUUUACCUUCCACAACGUGAAUGCAUAUAGGACCGGCACGAGGUGGUUUUAAAACGAUUCCCAAAACUUAAUCUCAAACUUUGUGGAGUUACAUGGCAUAGUGCGCUCUCGUUAUAUUGCCACGGAAAUUUUACAGCAGAAAAUUUAGUGUAGUUUACCAAAAGAUUUCACACUUGAAAUUUUAUAUAUUCUAUGAAAAUUUGUACACUUAGUUCUUACAUUUUAUACACAUUUUUGAAAUCCGUGAAAAUGGUGGCAAUAUAACGAGAGUCUACUGUCCCGUAUGUGUAUGGGUACUUAUAAACUUUAGAAGUGUUUUCCAUCUCCACAAACAUUGUCGCCGGUUCUAGAUGCAUACAAAGUCGAUCUUUGCAUUUUUCAAGUAAUUGUUCUGAUAAAUAGAAUGUAACAAUAAGCAUAGGGUAAUUCUACUUGUAAUUUAAGUAAUUUCACGUUAAGAUUUAACAUUUCCUUUUUCUACAAGUAUUUGAGCAGAAACGAAAUAAAAGUAUUUAUGUUCGAUCUACGCGCGGAAUUUUUGAAAAUGCGCGCGUACUUUGUAAGGGAAGUCCAUGGCGUUAAAUAGGGUGCUGGCAUUUGAUUUUGUGCUUACUCUGUUACAUUAUAAUUGUAUGAUUUAAAGUAUAACGAAAGAAGAGAAAAGGGAAAAAAUGUUUCUAUUUUUAGUACUAUCAAUGUUAUAUUUCUAUAUAUAUUGUAACGGGGCGUUGCGAAAGAUGCGCCGUGCAGAAAUACUCAAUCGCCCCUAUCGUACUAUUGGUGAGGAGAUCCGUUCGAAUGUAUAAGGCAUAGUUAUACGUACAUAUAUUAUUACAGUUAUCCAGAAUAUUAGACAAUCAUGAAGUUCUAUCGGUUUGGUAUGGUACAAGGUGGUUAAUUAUAAUACGCGAUUGAUUAAAAAUAAAAGAAAAAUAAUAAAAUAAGCCAGCGAUCCAAGCUGUUCAGAUGGUUAUUGUAACACCUUUAAUUUCGUACGAUUUACUUAAAAAAAUAUAAAAAAUGAAAAAUAUGCCUGCGUUGAAGCAUGACCGAGGGCAAGUGAUACUGACACAGUAGCUUUUGUAAACUGAAUACUUACAUAUAAGGGUACGGACGAUUUAUAUAUAUAUAUACACACACACAUACUUACACGGAGCGUUAAAAAAAAAACACAGAAAUUAUAUACACGAUAUAAAAGAGAUUACUUACGGCCGAGCUUCUGUUUUUCUUUUUCCUACGUUUUAUUUAUUUACUUGUAUGCACGGGAGAAAUGGUACUUCUCUAACUAUUCAUUUCUGGUUGUGAGAGUUGAUAAAAAUAUUUUAUACGUACACAACACGGGAAAUAUGAACUGUUGCGAUACAUGUAGUGCUCUUGUUCUGAUUAAUUCGAAUAACGCGCAAUAGUUCACACUUCUCAGAUAAUUGCAUUGAUACUGGAAUCGAGAAAAGAAGCGAUGAAAUUGCCUUUUACACGAGCUACAUCCACGGUUCAUAUUACCCGAUUUUAUUCAAAUAAAGGAAGUUCAAGUUA